Molecule: messenger RNA, 1437 nt
Organism: Synchiropus splendidus (mandarinfish)
Lineage: Eukaryota; Metazoa; Chordata; Actinopteri; Syngnathiformes; Callionymidae
Gene: polr2m
Product: RNA polymerase II subunit M
Exons: 4
Coding region: 168-1139 (323 amino acids)
Biological process (GO): intracellular signal transduction; transcription elongation by RNA polymerase II
Cellular component (GO): nucleus; intracellular anatomical structure
Molecular function (GO): transcription elongation factor activity
Source: RefSeq, a predicted model, not a curated record
AAGAGCAAAAGCGGUUGUUGUCAACCCGAGCUAACUGUAGCAGUUGGUGAUCACGUUUGCUAUCGAAUACAAAUGUCACUAAAGACUCGCUCUCGUCUCGAUACAUGCGUAAACUGAGACUUGGAGUGUCUUUAUUAAUGCCGUCGGGUGGCUGUCAAUAGGGCGCGAUGGUGGACCGCGGCUCCUGGGCGGAUCGCCAGGGACAGGUCGGAGACCUGAGGGGCCAGAGCAAACAGCAACUACGAGAACUGCUGCGGCGGCAGGAGAAGAUUCUGUCCAACAAGCAGUUGUUGAAGACACUCCCUGACCAGGGGAAGAGGAUCCAGGAGUUUUCGAUAAGAUUGCAGCAGGCCAUCGACUUACACGAGGAGGAAGAGAGGAAACAGAACUUGUUAUCUGAAGCAGGAGAAGAGUUGCGGUCCAAGUAUCGGCAAGCCUUCAUAGCACAACAGCGAAAUCCUCCACGUCUUACCGCAGGCAACACCGAGGAGACCUCACCAGCGAAUGCUCAACAAACUGUGGACUCAAAUGGACCAUUAGCUGAUGAAACUAUGGAGUCUUCUUCAGUUGGGACUCCUGUGUGUGAGCUGACAGAGCGGUUUGACAAAGUCAAACUUAAUGAUCAUGAGAGGUCUGCUGCCAGUGAGCUCAACAAACAUGCUGCUGGCGACAAUUCUUUUCUUAAAAGGGAGGCACUGAAGAAGCCUCAUUACAUAUCUGUUCUUGAAAGAACUGAGAAGACCACUGGCUCAGGAAAGCCGAAGUUCAAGCCAAACCAGUUUCCACAACAGAGUGAAAACUCCUCAGGAUCCUCCUCACCCCUACAUGCCUCUGAAGGUUCAUCUCCUCUCUCUGCUGAAGCUCGGAGAGAGCAGGACAGAAAACACUUGGACGACAUCACGGCUGCCAAGCUUCCUCCCCUGCACCACAGUCCAGCCCAGCUCCUCUCCCUGGAGGAGUCGGCUCUACUGCUGAAGGAGCAAACAAAGAAACAACAGGAGCUGCAGGCCAAGCUGGCGGCCCAGAAACUGUCUGAGGGGUUGAAGGCCCCCAUGACAAGCUACACUCCUGACGGCCCCUCGGAUGCCUACAGAGAAGUUCACGACGAGGGAGCGCAGCUCUCCUCAGAGGAAGACUGAUGCAGGAAGGCCGGAGUCUGGGGGAACCAGCGUGACCUUGGCCCUGACGGAAACAGGCUUUCGACCUCGCAAUCAAGCGGGAUUUUCACUCCAAGGGCGAGAAUUCUGAGGAGAGGAAAGAGGCUCCGUGCCUGGCAUGAACUGACGCCUUCGGUCUGUUCACACGAAGUGAGAUGAAGCUCAGGUUGCCUUGGUUGAAAUUACAGAUCAUGUCAAGCAUUUUUAUCAGUUCAUUUGCACUGCAGAGGUAAAAAAAACAAAACAAGAAAAAAACUAUCUUUUACAUUUUAAUAAACAA